Messenger RNA from Branchiostoma floridae (Florida lancelet), 1978 nucleotides. RefSeq names its product zinc finger matrin-type protein 2-like. The coding region runs from base 119 to 724 and encodes 201 amino acids. Gene Ontology annotation, cellular component: spliceosomal complex; U4/U6 x U5 tri-snRNP complex. Gene Ontology annotation, biological process: mRNA splicing, via spliceosome. The transcript is spliced from 6 exons. The record is from RefSeq and is a predicted model, not a curated record. Gene Ontology annotation, molecular function: nucleic acid binding; zinc ion binding. NCBI's taxonomy places the organism in Eukaryota, Metazoa, Chordata, Leptocardii, Amphioxiformes, Branchiostomatidae.
UUAGUAUGCUGUUAUGGUAUUAUCAGUCACUCCCUAUGCAAUUGAAGGCUAAAAUCCAGAUGAUUCUCCCCUAAACACAGAUGGUAUAUUCCACAGUGCAUCACUCGCAGUAUCCAAAAUGGCGUCGACAAGCAAGGCAACCCCUGAGGACCACCGCAGGAAGUGGGAUGUGGACGAGUAUGAGGAGAUGGCCAAGAAGAGGCUGGAGGAGGAGAGGAAAAAGGCUGAAGAUAACCAACAUGCCCAGCCUCCUGUCAAGCGGGAUUUCUUGAGAAGGAGAGAUUACAAGGUAGAUCUGGAGUCUCAGCUGGGGAAGACAAAAGUCAUAUCCAAGUCAGCGCCACUUUCUGACCAAGGAGGGUACUACUGCAAUGUGUGUGACUGCGUAGUGAAGGACUCCAUCAACUUUCUGGACCACAUCAAUGGCAAGAAACAUCAACGUAAUCUUGGCAUGUCAAUGCGAAUUGAGCGCUCCACCCUGGACCAAGUCAAGAAGCGCUUUGAACUCAACAAAAAGAAGAGGGAAGAGAAAAAGAAAGAAUAUGACUUUGAACAGAGGAUGGCAGAGCUUAAGGAAGAGGAAGCAAAGAUGAAAGAAUACAGGAAGGAGAAGAAGAAGGAAAAGAAGAGGAAGGCAGAUGAUGCAGGUCUCAAUGAAGAUGAGAUAGACCCAGAGAUGGCUGCUAUGAUGGGGUUCAGUGGAUUUGGGGGAUCAAAAAAGUAACUCUUUGUGUGUCGUUAUGUACAUAUAUGCAGGAUAGGUUGGUUAACGUUUUGGUAUUUACAAACCAGAAAUUUGUGUCAAGUGUAUUGUAACAGGGAAUGUGUAUUUUCUUCACUAUUUUUUGUCAAUAAUACAAGUAAAUGAGUUGUAACAGUUUUUAAUUUAGUGAUGGUGCUGUUUUAUUUGGUCACCAUAUGAUAAUACAUUGUAAUCUUUUUCAAUGGUCACCAACUGGCCAUCCAGCUGUGUUUCAAUAGUAAUGACUGAAUCAGAAGUCUGUCUUCUACAAAGUUAAGGUGCUUCUUUUCAGGCAUUACUGAUGGUACCUGUUUGUCCAUUCACUGUGAUGGUUUUGAAGAGUACUUCCAAAUGAACACAAUUGGCAUGCAGUUUGGAGAAAUUUUGACAUAGAUGACAGACCAAUUCAGUGUUUGUGUUGUACCAUGGGGCAGGUGUGAAUUUCUGUGAUUUGUAAGCUAGGUUUUGGGAUCAAAGUAGGCAGCUUGGGUAUACUAUUCCUCUGAUUUGUACAGUGUUCUUAUAUGGAAACUGAAAAAGUCACGAACACAUUGUUUUAUUUUUGCUGUUCUGCUCAUCUUUAUUGAUAGUAAGUUAUUAACCAGACUGUUAUUAGCCAAGAAGCUUCAUUGUGUUUUACUCUGCAGCUUCUUUCACUACAAGCCUAGAAAAUAUGAUGCCUGGUGAAAAAGUUAGUUCCUUACAACUGUUGAGCAACCAAAACUGGAUCUGUAUGAUUUACUGUAUGACCUGAUCAGUGGCAUAAAAAUAUGCAACAAAAGAGAGACAACAAAACACUUACACAAUAUGUGUACACUUUACCAGAGAAAUUUGCUGGGACUUAUGAAAGUUUAAUGACCAAUGCCUCUAUGGUGGUCUGUGACACCUGGUCAUUGGAGCUGUAAUAUUCAUGUAUGAACUGAACCAAGCAGAGAAUAUGUGAAAACAAAGUUGUAUUUGGGAAAAACCUUGUUAAGCUGGGACCAUGCUAGAUAGGCCUUGACAUUUUGAAAUAUUCAGUCUGCUAUGAACUCUGCAAGUACUUACAAUGUACAAUUGUUACUUGAAGUGCUGUUCAUAAAAAAAAUCUGUCCUGUGGCCAGAUCACCAUAACAUUUAUUAUGUAUGUACACAUACCUCAGCACCAUACAGUGUCAACAUUGUUAUGUGGAAUCAGACAACCUUUGGACUUUCCUUUUUGAGCACAGUUGUAUGUGUAGACAAUUAAAUGUACAU